Contarinia nasturtii (swede midge) is the source of this 1908-nucleotide messenger RNA. Its product is annotated as glutactin-like. NCBI's taxonomy places the organism in Eukaryota, Metazoa, Arthropoda, Insecta, Diptera, Cecidomyiidae. The record is from RefSeq and is a predicted model, not a curated record. Bases 29 to 1789 code for a protein of 586 amino acids. The transcript has 10 exons.
GUAUGAGAUUACACGUUUGUGAAGUAAGAUGAACGGAUUUGAUCAAGUAAUUUUGAGCUUGGUGACAUUCCUCGGUUUGAGCGCUCAGAUGAAUAUUCAACCAAAUGAUCCAAUUGUGAGGAUUCCGCAUUUGGGGUGGUUAAAAGGUAAAACAGCAUCGACUAAAUGGACAAAUCGAACUAUUUAUGAAUUUUUGGGCGUUCCAUAUGCCGAAGCACCGAGUGGUAAAAGACGAUUUAAGCCGCCAGUUGCAAAAAAGCCGUGGUUAAUUCGCGAUGCUGUUGAAAUGGGUCAAAGUUGUCCACAAGGCGAACGCCAAACAUCGUAUCAACCAUCCAUUGACGUUGAAGAUUGUUUGAACAUGAAUAUUUUUACACCGAAAAUUCCAUCAAACACUCGAGCAUCUAUCAUUCAACAUCCCGUGAUUGUUUACAUACACGGUGGAACGUUCGCUACGGGAAGUAAUGCCGAAUAUCCACCGUCGUAUCUCUUGGAACAUGAUAUUGUUUUAGUUGUUCCAAACUAUCGCCUCAAUGCACUAGGUUUUUUAUCAACAAAAACGGCUGAAAUUCCGGGAAACGCUGGAGCGCUUGACAUUUUAUUGGCGUUAAAAUGGGUUAAACAAAAUAUCAAAUAUUUCGGCGGAAAUUCGAAACAAAUCACUGUUAUUGGUCAAUCAAGUGGUGCAUGCAUGGCAUCAUCUCUGCUUGUCAGUCCGUUGGUGCCAAAUAAUUUAUUUCAACAAAUGAUUAUUCACUCGGGUUCGGUUUUUGCACCAUGGUCGUUUGCAUUGGAUCCAGUUUCAUACGCCAAAGACAUAGCACAUAGAGCAAAUGUGCCGAAAAAUGCAUCGUUACAUGAGAUAAAUAAGGCAUUCAUGAAAAUGGACGCUUUUGAUUUGAUUGAAGCAACAAAUGAACAUUAUAGUGCAGAGCGGAUAAGAGGCUCAAAUCGAGUGGGCGGACAAUCUUUAACUGUAGGUGGACCUACAAAUUUUUUCUUACCAUUUUCACCUGAAGAGUUAUUGCGAAAAGGAUUCUAUAAAAAGAAUGUUCGGCUUAUUGCCGGCGUCGUACAGAAUGAAGGAUCAUUUUUAACGAGAAUUCUUUACGAUCAAUUAAAUUCGUUGUCUUUGUCGAACAAAGCGUGGCUGAUGAAAAAUAAGUUUAUAUCCGCCACCGUCAAUGCAUUGGGUGUGCCAGACGACAAGCAGAAGGUGUUAAAUUUGGUGAAAAAUAUAUUUGCCGUCCAAAUCAAAAACGACAAUUUCCAUUUUCGAAGCUAUGCUCCGGGAUUUUCUGAAUUAUCCGGCACGGUUGGUUUCAAAAACCCCGUCCUACAAUUGGCACAAGUGAAUUGGUUGUUUAUGUCAAAUCGAACAUAUUUAUAUUCGUUUGAUUAUCGUGGCGCGUAUUCGAGAUUUGGUUAUGAAGAAGACAUUUCGCAAUAUCCAUUUGAUGGUGGCGUCAGUCAUUCCGACGACUUGAUUUAUUUAUUCCCAUAUCCGGACAAAGUAGCGCAUUUGAAUGCAGCUGAUACUGAAAUGGCACGAAAUAUGGUUGAUUUAUGGGCAUCAUUUGCGGAAACCGGCACGCCGCAAUUCAAAACGUCAACACUUCGUUGGCCGUCAAUGACAAGUUUUUGGGGCCCGUAUUUACAUAUUAAUGAAACAUUUAAUGUUGGAACUUUGUUCACCGACGAAUUUUCCACCGAAUUGGAAAAUUCACAUGAAUAUUCAAAAGUGUUGAACGAUGAUUGGGUCGCCAAUUUGACACGAUAUUUACAUUAAGAUGAUGAUUCAAAGUUUAGGAUGUCGAAUGAUUUUAUUAUUAUUUGAGACUCUUAAUAACUACAAUUGCAAAUAAAUUCUGUGAAAUUCUGAAAAAGAAAAGUGUUCACUUGAUUCCU